CUGGUCGGCGAGCUAGGAGGAGGGGACAAUCCCGAACCUAGCUCACUCCUGCGCCCGCGUCCGCUCCGCCGCGUCGCUCGUCCGCUCCGGGUCCGAUGAAACUGCUCAGCCGUCGGUCGGCGCGUAUCGGUCACAGCCCGGGAUCGCCAUCCUCGUCCCGCAUGCGCUGACACGUCUCCAGGUCCUACACGCAUCCCGUCGGGCGGCAGAGGGAACACUGACUGUGAGCACACACCGGAGACGCGCACAGGGGGAAGAUGUUGCUGAAGGAGUACAGGAUAUGCAUGCCCCUCACGGUGGAGGAGUACCGGAUCGGGCAGCUGUACAUGAUCAGCAAACACAGCCAUGAGCAGAGUGACCGAGGGGAAGGGGUGGAGGUCGUCCAGAACGAACCAUUCGAGGACCCGACGCACGGCCAAGGACAGUUCACAGAGAAGCGAGUCUACCUCAACAGUAAAUUGCCUAGCUGGGCUCGAGCAGUGGUCCCCAAAAUCUUCUACGUGACGGAGAAAGCGUGGAAUUACUACCCUUACACCAUAACAGAAUAUACCUGCUCAUUCCUGCCAAAGUUCUCCAUCCACAUAGAGACAAAAUAUGAGGACAAUAAAGGAUGCAAUGACAACAUCUUCGACACCGAGCUAAAGGAGCAGGAGAGGGAGGUGUGCUUCAUCGACAUCGCCUACGAUGAGAUCCCUGAGCGCUACUAUAAAGACUCUGAGGAUUUGCGAUACUUCAAGUCAGAGAAGACGUCGCGGGGAAGGCUUCAGGAGGGCUGGAGGGACAGCCAGGAUCCCAUCAUGUGCUCGUACAAACUGGUCACUGUCAAGUUUGAGGUGUGGGGUCUGCAGACACGAGUGGAGCAGUUCGUACACAAGGUGGUUCGGGAUGUGCUGCUGCUGGGACACAGACAGGCGUUUGCCUGGGUGGAUGAGUGGAUUGACAUGACAAUGGAUGAGGUGAGAGAGUUUGAGCGCACCAUCCAGGAGGCCACCAAUCAGAAGAUCGGGAUGUUCCCCCCAUCCAUCUCCAUCAGUGAGACGCCCCUGUCCUCCCGUGCCCUCAACGGCCCUGCCAGUGCCCCCUCCACACCUAUGUGCACUGAUGCGCCCGAGUCCCUCUCGGUCCCCAAGGACCGACCCCGCAAAAAGUCUGCUCCGGAAACCCUCACCCUUCCUGACCCUGUCCCUAGUGGCGUCCCCCAGGGCUCUACUUCGAGUCCACUACCUGUUUCAAACCACCUCCAGUCAUCCACACCGCCCUCCUCCAACUCUGAUCUUGCGGAGAUAGACGAACAGUAAAGGGACCCUAGGAUGUCAUACCAAUUGCUUAACUUAUUCCUACAACCCCAUUGUCUUAGUAUGAAUAUAGUCUAACCUCCAAAGACCAGUGCCCAGACAUUCAAGUUCAAUAUUCAAUGAUUUUUCAUAAUUCUGGAUAAGCAGCAGUCCCUCUAGAAGUCUAGUGUCAUUGAUACCAUUGAGGCAGCUGUAGGUUCAGCCAGUCUGACCUGGCUGAUUUCCUCUUGCUGUGAGACGAGUCAGCUACAUGUCUAUAGCUAAUAUAACAAUCGCCCGUAAUUUCUAAUCAAACAAAGAGCAUCCAUAAUUACUUUAGUCGAACAGCAGUUCCUUAUGUUAUAUGAGUAAAUUAUUCUCAUUGUUUCCUUUUAGUUAUGUUUACGAGCUGAUUGCUUUCAAGCUAUUGAACUAUGGUGUAGUUGCCUUAGCACCACAGAGCCAGUGGUGUUUAUUAGUUUGGACAGUAUGUUCAAAUGAAUGACAAUUAUUAUCCCAUUAGAAAUUAAAAUCCAUGACACAAAGUGGAGUAGCACAGUAGACCUAAUAUGUUUGACAAAUACACACCAGAAAGAAAUCCAAGUGCCCUCAUGAAAGUACCACCUAGAAACUGUGUCCUGAUCAGAUUGCCUCCAUUCUUUUCCAUCCCAAACUCCGAAUUUACAACAGAUGCAAGAUCAGUACAAUCACAGAGUUUACACCUCAGGUCUCCCUGACUCCACCUGGCUCACACCCCGAAGUCAGGGAUAUUACUGUACCUUUCUCUCCCUGUUUAUUGCCAAACAUUUUAUAUACCUCCACAGAUAUUACAACCAACUAGUGUAUGUACCAUACCGGUCUACUUAACCCUUAGAAUGUUUACACAUCAGAAACCUCGGAGCAUUGGCGUAUUAGCAGUAACUUUUAAGGUCAAGCUGUGGUUAAUCUGCACUUGGUUUCAGCAUGACAGUUAAAUUAUUAGCUAGUGGGGGUAAGGGUUAGUUUAUUGCUGCAUAUAUCUUACUCAAGUUGACUGAGAGGUCAGUAGAAAGAAAAAAAAAAACUUAGUUCAAAUGUUGCCUGAUAAUAAUGCUGGACAUCUCAUGUGACAUGAAUGUGAUCCAAUUUUAACAAAUCAGCAAAUCACCUUAAUGUCACAUGUAGGAACAAGGCCAUUUUGGGGAGUUAUUUGAAGCAGUGACAGAUCUUUGUUAACAGCGGCUGUAAUGAAAAGCCAAAGGUUGAUUUGACAGGGGGGGGGGGGGGGGGGGGCACAUGCGUCAAGCUGACUUGAGUGUGUGCUUUGGUAGCUGCAUAGCAUUUGCAGCAAUGCUGAUACUUUUGCUGGGCCAGCGCUGGUUGUGGGGGAUGCCAAGCCCGCGGAUUGGCGUGAGCAUGAAAUGAUAUUGGAACAGGAACAUCAUUGGCAGUGACCCAUCGUCUCUGCUGGGCUUGUACUUCCAUCUAGAACCCGAAUGGAGAAACAAAUACAUGGAGACAGAAAGUUAUUCUUUGGUGGAAAAAAACUUUUUUCGAUUCAAUGAUAUUAUUCAAAGAAAUGGGUUUUUAUAUGCUGCAUGGAAUGAUCACAUCAUAUAUACAUAUUAUGUGAAGUAUAUAUGUCUAUAUGGCUGAUGGGUACAGUACAUUUGGUAAUGCAACAGUAUGAAGAAAAAUGAAUGCUGGCUUUGGAAGCUCUGUACUUAUUUUGAGUGGAAUGUAAGCAUGUCCAGAGAAUAUGCUCUAGGCCGACAAACUCUUUCCAUUCAGUGCCUCUGCAUGCAACAAUUGCAUUGUCACCUCCAUAUGUGUAAACCAAAAUCUCUUAUGUUUCAGCUGUAGAAAACUUAAAUUUCACUGUAUUUCUUUGUGUGUUUUCUAACUCAAAUGUUGCAUUUAACCUCAAAUAAAAAACAAAAAACGGGCUAGAGCCCAACACACAGCUGAACUACAACGUAAUCAGAUCAGUCAUCUUAAAAUACACCAUCAGACGUUGAAGUAGCAGGGCUAACUUAUCACUUAUUUAGGAAAUUAGUCAUUUUUUCCCCCCCUGUUCAUGCCAAUUACUUCUAACUUGACAGCGCAAACGCAUUUUGCACUUUCCAGUCUUUGACACCUUAAAUGACAAUGAAGGAAUGUGUUACAUUACAGUUUUGUUGGGUUUGUUGGACCAAAGUCCAAUGAUACAACAUGGUGACUUCGAAGAGAGCAGGUCAAAGAGAGUGGCCUCAGCGGUCUUGCCAUAAAAUACUGUUAAUAUUGUGUACAGUUUCUCACUUGCUUUUGUUUAAAAAAAAAAAAGAAAGAAAGAAAAGAAAAUGGACUGUAGCUUUUGUCUUUGCCUUUUGAGGAUGCAAAUGUCACAUACCAGUUAAUGGCCCUCUGUUUUGAUCUAUGAUUUAUAGAUUAUUCAUAUGUAUGACUCUGGUGUUGACCAUCUCUCUUGUCAGGAACACAGAGAUCCAGGGAUAUGUUUGAUCUCCCAGGGGCUAUUGAAAACAAUGCAAAAUAUCCAGCUGUGUGACAUUGAACUCUGCUCUGUUUAAAAGAGUAACAUAUUGGGUAUUGUAAAUACUGUUGUUAAUGGCUGAGUAGGCUUCUUACUUUCUUACCUUUAAUCUGUUCAAAGUUGCAUUGCUGAUGUGAGAUGGAUGUGGUCAAAGGUUUCAACAGAGAGCUCUAUUAUUUACAGUAGUGUGACACCUUCACAGACAUGAAUUAAAGGUUUAUUUUUUAAUUUAGGAGUAGUGUGUCCGUAUCUAUGAAACCAUUGUCAUUAUUGAGGAAUUCUGAAUUCAGUGAAGAUUACUCUUCUCGACAAGUAUCCAGGCUCCUCAUUGUAGUGGUGAACUUUUGACUCCAGUUACUUUUUGGUUGUAAAACAAAAUGAAGUGUUUCUUUUCAGUGGGGUGGCAGCUUUGACAUUCACUUGCCAUAUUUAUUCAGAAGUGAUUGGCUAUUCUGUUGUUUCAUUUUUUUUGUAGUGAACCUGCUGUACUUUGAUUUUGUGGUUGUUGUAUUGUUUGAAGGAAAAUCUAAAUUAGUUUAUCUCUAUCUCUCUCUUUUUUUGUAUAAAAGGACCAAUCUCUUUACUCCUCCAUUUAAUGCUGUCUGCAUUCGGCCGGGCUGUUGUGCUGUCUUCUGAUAACUGGGACCUGUCUCACCAUCCAGGACCACUGAGUUAGCUUGAGAGCCUAUGUGCUUUUAGAUUAUGCGGCGCUCUGUAUUAAUCCUGCUUUGUGAAACAGCCUCCAGAAGUGCCGUUCUAGAUCGGCUGCUGGAAGUCGCUCUUAGUUCUUCCACUUUAACUAUUAUUGUGUUUGUUAUAUUUUUACUGCCCUUUUUUUGAGGUUCAUUUGAUUCUUUGUUGUAACUAUCGUUUUACUUUUUCUGAAAUAGACAAAUAAACUUUACUAGCAAUUGCAA
Molecule: messenger RNA, 4700 nt
Organism: Scophthalmus maximus (turbot)
Lineage: Eukaryota; Metazoa; Chordata; Actinopteri; Pleuronectiformes; Scophthalmidae
Product: cytoplasmic phosphatidylinositol transfer protein 1
Exons: 9
Coding region: 258-1298 (346 amino acids)
Biological process (GO): phospholipid transport
Cellular component (GO): cytoplasm
Molecular function (GO): phosphatidylinositol binding; phosphatidylinositol transfer activity
Source: RefSeq, a predicted model, not a curated record